AUGACAGACGCUAAACCUAUCAUUUCCAAUGCAGAUGCCACCCUGAUGGACAUCGGUGAUGGCAUCGCCCGGCUCGAACUGCAUAGCAAGUUGAACAUCAUAGGGGACGGAAUGCUGGAGGUGUUUGAUGCCGCGUUGGAUGAAGUAGAAACCAAUUGGACAGGUAUGAUUGUCGCCACAGAAGCGAAGAAUUUUUCGGUGGGACUCAACCUUAUUCUUCUAUUAGAGCGUGCGAAGAGCAAAGAUUGGGACGCUAUUUCGGCAACACUCCGGAAUCUACAAGCCGUUUGCACAAGACUCCGUAUGUCAUCGAAGCCGGUCGUCGCAGCAACAGCAGGUAUGGCACUCGGCGGCGGAUGUGAACUUGCAUUCGGUGCUGAUGCGGUACAAGCCUUUACUGAGAGUUACCUCGGUCUCGUUGAACUCCGCGUGGGACUCAUUCCGGGUGGUGGUGGUACUAAAGAGAUGGCAUUUCGAUGUCUCGAAGGACAGUCUCCAACCGCACCGGUUCAGACGUUAUUUCCCUAUGUGAAUAGGGCUUUUGAUACGCUUCGUGAAUCGAAGGUUUCACAGAACGCGACGGAUGCGGUGGAACUCGGUUACCUUCGGCGCACAGAUGCUAUCUCAUCGAAUCAAGAGACACAUCUUGAAGAUGCCAAAGGACUUGUGCUCUCACUGCACAAAGCAGAUUAUCGUCCAUCCGAACCGCCGCAGAUACUCGUGCUCGGUGAAGAAGGAAUCACUCGUCUCAACCUACAAACACAUCUCCUUCGGCAAGCGGGGACUAUCGACGACUAUACACAGCACCUCGGCAAUAAAUUGGCAUUCGUCCUCUGCGGUGGUACGCUUUCAACCCCACAAUUCGUUACUGAACAAUAUCUACUGGACUUGGAGCAUGAGGUAUUCCUCAGCCUUUGUGGAGAGGAGGAAACCCAUUCAAGGAUAGAGGCAACGCUCCAGAAAGCACGGACAGCCGUAGGAAGAGCGGGGAGAGGGACACUCAAGAACACACGUCCAGAUGAACUCGCUGCAGCUGCCCUCCGCGGAGUGGUUGAGAAGCUUCCACACUUUGAUCUGGAUGCCAUAGACGAUGUCAUCAUCGGAUGUGCCACACAUGAGGGACCGCAGGGUUACAAACGUCGCCCGUAUUGCCAGUUUACGCGCUGGGUUUUCCUGUUUCCGUCCUGCUCUGACAAUAACCGAUUCUGCGCAUCUGGUUUAGAGACGAUAACGAUGGGUGCGGAGCAGAAUCCUAUCUGGACGCGCUGA
Messenger RNA from Geodia barretti, 1269 nucleotides. The record is from the annotation of a GenBank genome assembly. Lineage: Eukaryota; Metazoa; Porifera; Demospongiae; Tetractinellida; Geodiidae.